Messenger RNA from Acanthopagrus latus (yellowfin seabream), 1954 nucleotides. RefSeq names its product eukaryotic translation initiation factor 4A, isoform 2 (gene eif4a2). Bases 74 to 1309 code for a protein of 411 amino acids. Gene Ontology annotation, molecular function: RNA helicase activity; ATP binding; translation initiation factor activity. Gene Ontology annotation, cellular component: cytoplasmic stress granule. Gene Ontology annotation, biological process: cytoplasmic translational initiation. The transcript is spliced from 11 exons. The record is from RefSeq and is a predicted model, not a curated record. Lineage: Eukaryota; Metazoa; Chordata; Actinopteri; Spariformes; Sparidae.
UCCGGCUGCAUAAAGGCAGUUGGCGUCGCCAUCUGCGAUCUUUCCAGUCGCAUGCUGAAGUUGGGAACGGAUCAUGUCUAGCGAUUCUGCUGAUUACAACAGCUCAAAAGAUAGAGACCAUGGGGGGCCAGAUGGAAUGGAGCCUGAUGGUGUCAUCGAGAGCAACUGGAGUGAGAUUACGGACAACUUUGAUGAUAUGAACCUGAAGGAGACACUUCUCAGGGGAAUAUAUGCAUAUGGUUUUGAAAAGCCAUCUGCCAUUCAACAGAGGGCAAUCAUUCCUUGCAUCAAAGGUUACGAUGUCAUUGCCCAGGCCCAGUCAGGCACUGGCAAGACGGCCACGUUUGCCAUCUCUAUCUUGCAGCAGCUGGACGUUGAGCAGAAGGAGACUCAGGCUCUGGUGCUCGCUCCUACCAGAGAGCUGGCUCAGCAGAUCCAGAAGGUCAUUCUGGCCCUGGGUGACUACAUGGGGGCAGGCUGCCAUGCCUGCAUUGGUGGAACCAGUCUCCGUACCGAAAUACAGAAGUUCCAGGCUGAGGCCCCACACAUAGUGGUGGGCACACCAGGACGUGUGUUUGACAUGCUUAGCAGGACAUAUCUGUCUGCCAAGUGUAUCAAGAUGUUUGUUCUGGACGAAGCUGAUGAGAUGUUGAGCCGAGGGUUCAAAGAUCAGAUCUAUGAGAUCUUCCAGAAGCUGAGCACAAACAUCCAAGUGGUCCUGCUCUCUGCCACCAUGCCUGCAGAGGUUUUGGAGGUGACCAAGAAGUUCAUGAGAGACCCCAUUCGCAUCUUGGUGAAGAAAGAAGAGCUUACCCUUGAGGGUAUCAAGCAGUUCUACAUAAAUGUAGAACGCGAGGAGUGGAAGCUGGACACCCUGUGUGAUCUGUAUGAAACACUGACCAUCACCCAGGCUGUCAUCUUCCUCAACACUAGAAGAAAAGUCGACUGGUUGACUGAAAAGAUGCACGCUAGAGACUUCACAGUCUCUGCUCUGCAUGGUGACAUGGACCAGAAGGAGCGUGAUGUGAUUAUGAGGGAGUUUAGGUCUGGCUCGAGCAGAGUGUUGAUCACUACUGAUCUUCUGGCCCGUGGGAUUGAUGUCCAGCAGGUCUCCCUGGUCAUUAACUAUGACCUUCCUACAAACCGAGAGAACUACAUUCAUAGAAUUGGUCGUGGUGGCCGUUUUGGCAGAAAAGGAGUUGCUAUCAACUUUGUCACUGAGGAGGACAAGAGGAUUCUUCGAGACAUUGAGACGUUUUACAAUACAACCGUGGAGGAGAUGCCUAUGAAUGUGGCUGACCUGAUUUGAGCCCUGAGAUUUCAUUUUUUAAACGCAGUGAUAGCGAUCGUCCACUUGCAUUGUGCUUAUAUUAUUCGAGGGGGAAAAAAACUUCUCAAUGCUAAACCUUGAUCAGAAUUUUGGUAUGUGUUAAAAGCGAGGUGUCUUCUAUGGUGGUCCCUUUCGGACAGUUGUAGAUUCUAACCUCGACAGCCGGUUGGUUGGAGCUACAAAGCCAUGGGGUCUGUAAACAAAAAGGUCCUUAUCAGGUAUUUCUUUCCAUGUUCAAUUAAGAUGUGUGUGUUCGAUGUUCUCCACCAUUUAGUAACUUACUUGUGGACUAAAAGGUAUAAGUGCUGUAUAAAGUCUGCAAAUUAUGUUAUGCUAACAUAUGUGCGAUGUAUUGUGGGCCUGCUAAAUAGAGGCACUUGUCAUGUUAUACUGUAGAUUCACUUGCUUUUUGUUAUCUUUUGUGACUUUUAAUUUAAAUGUACUAUAUAUAUUUUUUACCCCUCUUGCUCUCAGAUUUCCUCACUGGUUGGCCAUAUUUUGCUGACAUGUGGUUUUACCCUCACCAGAGUAUAUUGCUAUUUACCCCCUUGACUAAUUUUCAGAUUUCCUCCUCCCCCAGAAUUGUAUGAAUGUCUUAAUAAACUGAAAAUUGCUGUAAGUAUA